Messenger RNA from Leptomonas pyrrhocoris, 1706 nucleotides. RefSeq lists its product as hypothetical. The transcript has a single exon. The record is from RefSeq and is a predicted model, not a curated record. Lineage: Eukaryota; Euglenozoa; Kinetoplastea; Trypanosomatida; Trypanosomatidae. Bases 537 to 1706 code for a protein of 389 amino acids.
GACUGCUCUUAUUAUCUUGUGUUUAUAAAUACAUAUAUAUUUAUGUUUGUAUUCCAAUCACGAUCUAAAGUUCUUCACGUUCAACCCGCGUUCAGUCUUCACCGGGUUUCUGUUUGUUUGUUUGUUUGUUUUCUGCCUUGGAGUUCUCUCAGGUGUUUUCGCUCCUCUCCCAUCGUGUAGUGAUCACUGAAGGCAUUUUCUUUCUUUCUCCGUGUUGUUUACGUUGGAGGGUCCCCCCACCCCCAACCUGUACCACUGAUAUUUUCUUGCACUAAGCUGUUCAGUUACUUUCCGUCUAGUAGAACCUUCCUUUGAGCUCACUCUCCGGUGUAACGAGUCCAACGACUUCGCACACACAUGCACAGACAGACAGACAGGCGCUCUCUUGGUCAAUAACUCCAUUCGUUUUCUUUUUAGCAUUUUCUGCAAGGUGGCCACUUACGCUUCGCAAUCCUCCACAAGAGAACAGAUCCUCAGCUGCUAACAGCGCACUUCUAUUAGUAUAGAACGCGUCUUGUUUCCGCUCUCCGGCAGUCAUGAUGUCGCACGCAGACGCAGAGGCGGCGGCGGCGGCCAUUGUGGACAAGACCACGCACGAGAACAACAUCGAGGAACACCUCGCAGCAGCCAACGGAGAGGUGGAGGAGAUCCACUCCGAGCUGGAGCAGGAGGCCGCCGAGGAGGAGGCGGAGAUGACGGCGGCGGAGGGCAAGGUCGAAGCUGCCGCGGAGGAAAAGAUGGCAGAGGCCGAGACAGACGCCCACGAGGAGGCCGAAGAGGCGGAGGCGGCGGCUGAAAACGCUGAGGCUACAGCAGCGGCAGAGGCAGAAGAAGCGGAGGCGGAGGCGGAGCUCCAGUCGGAGCACUCUGUGUCGGCGGCGGAGGCGGCGGAGGCGGCAGAGGCGGCAGAGGCCGCGGAGAGGGCGGCCAUCGAGGAGGAGGCCGCCAAGGAGGAAGGUGCUGCGCAGGAGGGGGAGCCCGUAGCGGAGGAGCGCGCCAACGAGGAGGGGCCCGCGGAGGCGGAGGCCCUCAACGCAGCCGCCCCCGCUGGGGCGUCGGCACCUCCUGAGGAGGCGGAGGAGGAGGCGCCGAAGGUCGGCUCCCGCAUCUUCGUGAAGAUGCCGGAGGAGGUGCGCCGCCGACGCAGCCAGUCCCGUGAAGCCCGCCGCAGCGGCAUGCUGCACCGCCGCGAGGAGCCUGACAUGUCCCGCCCGACCGUAAACGACGCCCCGGUGGCCGCCGCAGAGGAGCCACACGCGCCGGAGGAGCACCAGCCCGAGCCACAGCCGCAGCCGGAGACCGCUGCAGUGGAGGAGGAGGCCGCAGAGGCAGAGAACGAUGUGAACGAGGAGGCGGAGAAGGCGGAGACGGAGGUUCACGGCGAGGCCGCGCAGGAAGAAGAAGCGGCGGCCACGGCAGAGGCGGAGGCGACGGAGGAGGCCGCCCACGCAGCGGAGGAAGCCCACGAGGACGCCGCCAAGGCGGAGGAGGAGGCAGAAAAGACGGCCGAAAACGCUGAGGAGGUCGCGGAGCACAAGGAGGAGGCGGCGGCCGAUGAGAAGGUGGCCGAAGAGAAGAAUCAAGAGCCCAAGAAGGAGGAGACCAAGAAGGAGGACGCCAAGGAGGACGCCAAGAAGGAUGCGGCGCCGGCCCCCAAGAAGGACGCAAAGAAGAAGGACAAGGGUGGCUGCUGCAUCACGAUGUAA